Molecule: messenger RNA, 2832 nt
Organism: Heterobasidion irregulare TC 32-1
Lineage: Eukaryota; Fungi; Basidiomycota; Agaricomycetes; Russulales; Bondarzewiaceae
Exons: 15
Coding region: 1-2832 (943 amino acids)
Cellular component (GO): cytoplasm
Source: RefSeq, a predicted model, not a curated record
AUGAAAGUAGCAUGGGCUUCAAGCUUCAAUUCUGAUUUGUCCACGAACAUCAUCCUCCGCACCGAAGUCGACGACAUGGCAGCGCUGGAAGCUGAUCCAAACAGCACCAACUCUCACUUUAUCAUCGACCAUGGCGACCACGAUCAUGAUAACCACACUCACGAAGGCCACGAUCCUCUCGACGAUGACGACGACGACGCCGACACCGCGUCCGCACGUUCCAUUUCCCUUUCUUCGCCCGCCGCUUCGCCUCGCCACUCUAACGCGUUUCCUGACUCCUCUUCCACUCGAGAGGAUAAGCGAGAAUCUCAUCCCUACACCAUCUCUACAGAAAGUUCAGAUCCGGACGAUAGAAGUGAUUACACGGCGCCGAGUUCAGUGACCUCUGCCACGCCUUCUGCGUAUGCCUAUGACGCGUCGAAGACCGCAGCCCAAGCCACAUAUCCUCCACCGCCCUCCAAUGUACAACGAGAAUCAGUGGCAUCGUUUGCCACAAGCGCGUCGUCAGUUUCAAAGAAGGCACGUCCGGAGUCAAUGCUCAUGCAACCACCAACUGGCCCUCUUGUCCUUGGAAUUGCGCUCGUGGAUUUUAAUCAUCAGGUCGGCCCACGAAUAGAGUUCUCAAAAGGCGCGGUCUUCGAAGACGAAGAGAUCGCGAAGAUAAUGCCUUUCCUUGCACUUCCUGAUGGUGCUCAUUUGAGCGUCGAAGAUUAUUCCUAUUUCCAUCUUGUGCCGUCUUCGCCGAAUCCAACCACGAUAUUUGGCAUUUCAUGCAAUCGCCAAAUAGCCACAUCCUCUCUGCUUGUGAAAGAGGUCGACAUGACGCGCUCAACGGUGCAGAAGGCCGUCGUCGUGCUUGCCUCCAAACCAGUGUUCGGCCCCAUCAGGGACCGAUUAGGCGUUGUCACUCGGGCGCUUUUCGAGCAAAGAGACUUCCGGGAGACGGGCAUCCUUGUGGAUUUCUACGAAUCACUAGAACUUUCACUGCGGAGCCAGUUGACAGAGAGUGGAUUAUACAUGGGGACUAGCCUCCGGGAACUAGUGCGGGAGUUCCGACAACGAACACUGCUCCUUAUCAUGUUCUACGGCCACCCUGUGGAACGUCUGUGCACAUACCAGUACUCCUUGAUAUCACUUAUUCCCGGGUUGUUGCAGACGCUGGACGACUGCGGAUCCCCACCGUUGGCGUCCCGAGCACCGACUCUGUCGCGGCCGAACUCUCUGAAAACCUCAGACCGUAAAAGUUUGUUGGCUUACCUCGGCCUUCCGCUUGACCUCUUCGGGAAAGAUGCAUUCUUCCAGCCUUACCUUCCCCUGCAGCAGCUUGAUCUCAUCAAGUCUCAAACGAAGUCGUAUCUGUGCGGGAGCACUAACUCCAUCGUGACACAGCAGAAGGAUAUCGACCUACUUGUGAAUGUGGAGACGGGAGCUGUAGAAUUCCGCGAUGCGAGGCUCGAGCGUACGAUUGCGCUCACGGCCGCAGAUCGCAAAUGGAUGGACGAGAUCGUGCGUGAGGUGAAUGACGGAUGGGAAGAUGAGGUUGCUGGAAGAGGGAUGCAGAGGUUCAAGGGCAGUGACGACUACCUGCGAAUCAAGUUUGAAGAAUAUAUAUCUGCCGCGUUGGCAUCCGUCAAGUACGCCGACUUUAUGGCGAAAGGCGAAGGGAGUGGGGUGCUCAUUACCCCGGGAUCAGGAAGCGAUCCGAACUCGAUGGAAGAUUUUAAUACCGUCUGGAUCGCAGAGUUCAAGCGUACGAAUGCGUUUGAAGUAUGGCAGCGAAUCACCGACCCCAUGUUAUUUGACAUCAUUGAGCCUCGGCAUCCGUGCACCGAGAAGCCGAGCGCCAUCGCAGACAUAUCAUUGCGUCUUUCUGAGGGCAUCCAGGAGCUGAAACUUGACCAGCAGCUAGCGCCCACCCGCGAGGCCAUCUCACGGACGCUCACUGCGGGAUCCACCGGGUUCUUCAAAGCCGUUGAGGGCAUGCGUGGACGAUGGGCGCAGCGUUCGACCUCGCCAUCGAAUCCAUCGGUUGACAGCGUCCCCGUAGAUUCUCUCAAACCCGACAUUCCUGUGUCCUCGCCCCCACCCCCUGUACCAGUGAAGGACGAUUCGUCUUCCCGGCCUGCGAGCGUGACCAGCACGACAGCUGCGGAAGCCAAGGAACGUGUUGGUUCGUGGGGCGUGGGUAUCGGCUCGUUUUUCUCUUCGAGGGCAUCGAGGUUUUCUACGUCGAAGCCAGCGGAGAAUCCGCCUUUACCAGUACCUCCCCCGAAGGAUUUAGAGAAAGACAAAGACGUGAUUAACAGCUCCCCUAUCGAUACUACCUCAAGCUUAAGCUCAAGCACGGCACCCCCGGCUGCUUCUGCCAUUUCUACCAUGACUCCCAUUGCAGCAAUCGCUGUCCCAUCAGUCGUUGCGUUGGGCGGUGUGGCGGUUGAUAAGGUGCAGGAGUCUCAUGAAGAUGAAGAAGAGACUCGUGCGAUCGAAGAGGAGACUCAUGCGAUCGAAGAGGAGACUCAUGCGAUCGAAGAGACCCACACGGAGGACAAUGAUUCCUUAUCGGUAUAUGAGAAACCCAAAGCAUUAGAGGUGGAGGAGGACUUCGACAGCAGCUCUCUAAUGCAGGAGGUUCCUACCGAUGAUGCUUACGACGCGGUCAUCACUGAUGAGUCUAAUGUGCAUCCGAUUGAGGCGAAGGAGGAACAUGGUCUCUGGGAAGAACAGGAAGAUAGCAAACCCAGCCGACACAGUACUCCCAAAAGCAUGGCGUUGAGCUUAGAGGCACAGAGCAUCGGAUCGCAGGAUUAUGAGCCUUUCGGUGUGGCGCUGUGA